CCUGCUGCUGCUGUGGUUGGUUGGUAGGGGGAGUUGUUAGGGGAUGGUGGGCCGGUGUAUCGCGUAUCUCGGCUCGGCUCGACUCGGCUUCGGGGUGUCUUGCUAGCAGUCGAUCGUCAGGCAGUAUGCGACACUGAGGGGAAUGAAAAAGGAGAGCUGUGAUCGCUGCGGCAGCUGCUUCUUGUGACAUCUUUCUGAAGACAGUGAGUAGCUAUGGCUGAACAAGACCUUUGUCCCCACCUGGACUCCAUAGGAGAGGUAACCAAAGAGGAACUCCUCCACAAAUCCAAGGGAACCUGCCAGUCAUGUGGAGCAGGUGGUCCUAACCUGUGGGCCUGUCUGCAGAAUGAUUGCCCAUAUGUUGGCUGUGGGGAGUCUUUCUCUGACCACAGUACCCUGCAUGCACAGUCAAAAAGGCACAACCUGACUGUGAACCUGACAACGUUCAGAAUCUGGUGUUAUGUGUGUGAAAGGGAGGUGUUUCUGGAGCACCGGCCUGCCCUGGUGCCUGUACCUGCUGCUCCCCAUCACUGUAAAGCUUCAGAGCAGGAAGGAGCUCCUCAGCCUGUGAGUCAUCCACUGAAGGCAGUACCGAUCGCUGUGGCAGAGGAAGAAGGUUCAGAGUCGGAGGAGGAUGAGCUAAAACCCAGAGGCUUGACUGGGAUGAAAAACAUCGGAAACUCUUGCUACAUGAAUGCUGCUCUUCAAGCUCUGUCCAACUGUCCUCCUCUCACUCAGUACUUCCUGGACUGCAGUGGAUUGGUCCGCACUGAUAAGAAGCCUGCUCUCUCUAAGAGCUACCAGAAACUCAUCUCAGAACUCUGGCAUAAAAAACGGCCCAGCUAUGUUGUCCCUACCAGUCUGUCUCACGGCAUCAAACUAGUAAACCCCAUGUUUCGCGGUUACGCUCAGCAGGUAGGGGCAAGCAGCCAGCAGGACACUCAGGAGUUCCUCCGCUGUCUGAUGGACCAGUUACACGAGGAGCUGAAGGAGCCCCUGACUGAGUGCAGCAUGAACGGCGACGGUAGUGACGGCGAGGACAGAAGAGAUGGCGACCGCUCGCCGUCCGAGGAUGAAUUCCUGUCGUGCGACUCCGGCUCCAGCAGUGACCGGGGUGAGGGAGGAAGUGUUGGUGACAGUGAGCUGCUUGUGCAGGACGAGUGUGACGGAGUGAGGUCGCCGCCUGUUGGGGUGGUGGAUGUCAGUCCCGGCGGGGUCAUCUCAGAGAAGGAGAGGCAGAAGGAGCAAAGGGUGUCUGGCUCGUCGCUUCAUGGAGGCUUGCAAGAGAUGGAUGAGGACGCUGAUGUGGAUACAGCGGCUGCUGCGGAGGAGGAGGAGGAGGUUCCCGAGCGGGGAGAGGAAGAGGAGUCGACACCAACUCCAAACACUGAGGUUCAAAACCAAGACAACAACCAGACGUCUAAUACCGGACCAGGCCAAAGCAUCAACUCGUCAGAGCCCGACAAUGAAGCAUCAAUGACCCAGCCACAGUCCACUCCCUGCAGUCCUGUGCGAACACUUCAGGAGCUGCACACCAAACUGUCCUCCAGUCCGCCUCGCUCCAGCCCGCUUCGCUCUGCAGGACCUGUGUAUUCUUUCAAAAAAGCUCAACUGCUGCUCAGUGCCAGGAAGAAGAAGCAGUCCCACUAUCGCAGUGUGAUCUCUGACAUCUUUGACGGCUCCAUUCUCAGUCUGGUCCAGUGUCUAACCUGCGACAGAGUGUCCAACACAGUAGAAACCUUCCAAGACUUGUCCCUCCCCAUACCUGGUAAAGAGGACUUGGCCAAGCUGCACUCCUCCAUCCAUCAAAACCUUCCAGUCAAGACGGGCGUUUGUCCUGACACUUACGGCUCGCAAGGCUGGAUCUCCUACUUCAUGGAUUCCAUACGCCGGUUUGUAGUCUCAUGUAUCCCUACUUGGUUUUGGGGGCCCAUGGUAACACUAGAGGACUGCCUCGCUGCCUUCUUUGCCGCCGACGAACUCAAAGGGGACAACAUGUACAGCUGUGAGAGAUGUAAAAAGCUGAGAAAUGGUGUCAAAUAUUGCAAAGUGCUGCGACUCCCUGAGAUUCUGUGCAUUCACUUAAAACGUUUCCGGCAUGAGGUCAUGUAUUCAUUCAAGGUUAACAGUCAUGUAUCCUUCCCGUUGGAGGGCCUCGACAUGCGACCUUUCCUGGCUAAGGAGAGUCCGUCCCAAGUCACCACUUAUGAUCUGCUAUCGGUCAUUUGUCACCAUGGAACAGCAGGAAGUGGACAUUACAUCGCUUACUGUCAGAACGUGAUUAAUGGCCAGUGGUAUGAGUUUGACGACCAGUAUGUCACAGAAGUCCACGAGACAGUGGUGCAGAAUGCCGAGGCUUACGUGUUGUUCUACAGGAAAAGCAGCGAGGAGUCGGUGAGGGAGAGGCAGAAGGUGGUUGCUUUAGCCAAUAUGAAAGAGCCCAGUCUGCUGCAGUUUUACAUCUCCAGAGAAUGGCUCAACAAGUUCAACACCUUCGCCGAACCGGGCCCCAUCAGCAACCAUACAUUUCUUUGUCAGCAUGGCGGGAUCCCUCCUACUAAAUACCACUACAUAGAUGACCUGGUUGUGAUAGUCCCCCAGAAUGUGUGGGAAUACCUUUACAACAGUUUUGGAGGCGGACCUGCAGUCAACCACCUUUAUAUGUGUGCCAUCUGUCAGGUGGAGAUAGAAGCUCUGGCUAAACGUAGGAAAAUUGAAAUCGACACCUUCAUCAAGCUGAACAAAGAGUUUCAGGCUGAAGAGGCUCCGACAGUGAUCCUGUGUAUCAGCAUGCAAUGGUUCAGAGAGUGGGAGAGUUUUGUGAAGGGCAAAGACAAUGAGACGCCGGGUCCCAUCGACAACAGUAAAAUCGGUGUCAUGAAAGGAGGACACGUACAGCUCAAGCAAGGUGCAGAUUAUGGUCAGAUCUCAGAGGAGACAUGGCAGUACUUGUUGGGUAUUUAUGGCGGUGGCCCCGAGAUCGCAGUGAGACAGACGGUGGCUCCGGUCGACACCGACAACCUUCACGGAGAGAGGAAAAUUGAGGCUGAGACCAGAGCACUUUGAGAGGGAAAGAAAGAGAGGUCCUCUGAUUCCAUUUUCCACUUCUGCCCUCACAAGAAGCUGAGGAAUUUGCACCCUGGUGAAGAAAACCUUGUUGUGAGCACUUUGUAAAUGUAGCAACAUCUUAUUGCCGAAUCCCAACAGGACAGCUGAACAGACACUUGACUAUCACAUAGUUUAUUUAAUGGAUAACUCUGAUCCUCGGUGUUAAAGUGUGAUAAUAAAGUGUCUCGUCAGCAUCCCUGGUUGUAUUUGGUAGCUAUGGUGUUUCAGUGACUGCUGUGUAGGUGUCACGUUCAGCUCUGUUGGCAGCUGCUGUGUCCUGAACCAUCACGCUGGUGAGAAGAGCACUGCAGUGUGAGGUUUGGUUUUGACAUUUCCUGUUCACUGGAAAGACAACAACAAGACUUUGAACAAGAUUUUUCUGUUGUUUCCUAGUUACACAGAAACAAGUUCAGACAUCAAGUCAGCAAUCUUGCAUAAGUCAUUCUCGUGCACCUCCAACUUUAAAUAUGCAUACACCCAGCCCUCAGGAAUGGAACUUUAGUUUUGUUUACGCCAAUCAAGUUAUCUUUAAACUUUUAACUUUAAAAGAACUGUUUUCACCAACGAGAUAUAUAUAUAUAUAUAUAUACAUACAUAUAUAUAUAUACACAUACGUGUGUAUAUAUAUAUAUGUAUAUGUAUAUAUAUAUAAAAUCAAGCACAACAUGCACACAAAUUACAACAGUUAUGGUUAUUUAUGAUGCUAUUUGUUAUCAGAUAAUCUUAAAAAUAAAGCUCUAGCCUGAGGCAACACUAGGUGGCAUGUGCUUAUUUAAGUUUCUGGAAAUCGUUACACCAAUCUUAUCCACUUGAGGCGUCAUAUCAUGUUCACAAAGCUGUAUUCCUUAUUAUUAUUAUUAUUAUUAUUAUUAUUGUAGGUUCAAACAUGUUCCACUGCCUCACAGCCAACAAAAUUCUCCUAUACAUUUUUUUAUUUAUUCUACAUAAUAAUCAGUGCAAGCUAAAGGUCAACAACAAGCUCAUGUACAGUAGACGAUACAAGGGUAAUUAUCAGACGAGCAGCUUCAACUUCCUUAUGGCAAUAUAUUUCACAAGGCAUAUAGAGAGAGUACAUCAAAAACAUCCAGGACUUUUUAAACACACAUGUUUUGACCUGUCAUAGCUGUCAUUUUCAUUGCAAACAAUUAGCAGGGUGGGCCACACGGUGAUGCAGCGGCUACCAUUGUUGCCUCACAUCAAGAAGGUCGCCAGUUUGGAUCCGACCGAGGGCCUUUUCUGUGCGGAGUUUGCAUGUUCUUCCCAUAUGUGUGUGUGGGUUUCUUCACAGAGUUCAAAAACAUGCAGAGUUUAACUGGAAAAUUGACAGUAGGUGUGAAUGUGAGUGUGAAUGGAUGUUUGUCUCUGUAUGUUGGCCCUGCAAUGGACUGGCGACCUGUUCAGGGUGAACUCGCCCUAUGUCUGCUGGGAUUGGCUCCAGCCCCUGUGACCCUCAUCUGGAGGUUAAAGUGGGGAUAAAGUGGAAGGCAGCCUUUUCGUUUCCAAAUUGGUUGGUGGUUUUGUGGUGAAUUGUUGACAAGUUUUGUUUGUUUGAUCAGUAGAAGAAGCUGUAAAUACUAUCCCGACAACACCGUCAAACCACUGCUUACACAUUCAGCACUUUUGCUUGAAGCUGUGUUUUUGGCCAGGUGAUGAAUUUGAGUCAAUCUUAUCGUCUUAUCAGACUAUCUUUGGCUAAAUGUUCAACCAUGUUCACCAGCAAACUGUCUGGCUCGCCGUGUCACUCUGCUAGUGGGAAAUGAGUAGGCACAGUUUGUGUUUUGUAAAAACGGCCACCAGCCUUUGCUGUAAAUAUUGGUGUGAAAAUUAAGCAGUCAUGGGGACUGGGGAAAGGUGAAGUCAGGAUUUAUUCGGUAAAGGCUUCGUGGCACUGGCACGUGGUCUGAAACAGAGAAGCACAGUAGAAUUUGUGUUACCAGUGAGAGAAAGUGGAACAUUCUGUGUGGAGGAAAGGCCAGGUUCUAUAAGCUGUUGAUAAGGAGAUAAUAAGUUGCAGGUGUGCAGCCAUGAAGUCUCCAGCCAACACAAGCCACAGGGGAAACCAGCAGUCCAUAUUGGAACAAAAGUUACUAUAAAUAUUCUCAAAGCCAAGUAGAGCUGCAGAUUCAAGUAACUAAUGGUUUUCAAAUAUUAUAAAAAAAAAUAUUGAUUAUGCCUGUUUGUGCUGCAUCCUUGCAAAUAUUCAUUUGGCAGAUCCAGUAGUUUCAGUACAUUUUCCAAUGAGAGUAUUUUCAAGAACUGUCACAGAACUGUACUCAAUUCACCUAUGUCCCUAAGAGACUAUUUAAAAAACUAAACUAAAACUAGCAUUAUAUAUUUUCACCUGAAACUUUCCAGCUAUGACUUGUCAAAACAUCAGUUUGGGCUCUUGUCAUCUAUUUAGUUUGUUGAUGUGUUCAAAGAACAAUGAAAACGUGGGUAAUCUGUACGUGUGCUAUGUUAAAAACUUAGUUUGGGAGAAUAUGUGCAAUGAAAAAACAAAGGCCUUGUGCUAUACUUGUGCAAUCUUAGCUCUAUCAUCAGAAAUACUGGACAACUCUCAGCACAGCUGGCAGGGAAACCUGGUGCAGUGCAUCGCAGCUUAUUAUAUUGCAGUGUUAAGAAAAUAUUGUCCUCCUGUGAGUUUCUUUUCUUGUGUUACAGCUCAUAACUGUGUGUGUGUGCGUGUGCACGCGUGCAAGAUUUCCAUUUCAGUGGGAAAUACACGGAUUGUUGUGGUAGGACAAAGUUCAUCAGUGGCAUCGGCCUCUCCAGACUGGCUCAUGUUCACUGGCACAUACAUCUUUCAGUACGUGCUCUGUAUGAUACUGGGGACACUUUGAGACAUGGUGAUUACGUGGUUGACCUCAAUUCAGUAUGUCUUAAUGUCUGUGCAACUGAUGUAAAUAAUCAUGACUGGUUAAAUUAUUAAAAAAAAAUGCCUGAUCUUUGA
Messenger RNA from Solea solea (common sole), 6058 nucleotides. It is a transcript of the gene usp20, whose product is annotated as ubiquitin specific peptidase 20. The record is from RefSeq and is a predicted model, not a curated record. The coding region runs from base 214 to 3066 and encodes 950 amino acids. NCBI's taxonomy places the organism in Eukaryota, Metazoa, Chordata, Actinopteri, Pleuronectiformes, Soleidae. Gene Ontology annotation, molecular function: cysteine-type deubiquitinase activity; zinc ion binding. The transcript has 25 exons. Gene Ontology annotation, biological process: protein deubiquitination.